Messenger RNA from Paramecium primaurelia, 938 nucleotides. NCBI's taxonomy places the organism in Eukaryota, Ciliophora, Oligohymenophorea, Peniculida, Parameciidae. The record is from the annotation of a GenBank genome assembly.
AUGGGUUUGUAUUUAACAAAACCUGAAACAACUAAAUUAACUUAAUCAGGUUAAGUAUUUGAUUAUACAUAUACAUCUACAUCAUUGCAGGGUUGGCAAAUCUAAUAGGAUGAAUUUACUAUUAUUAAAGAGAAAUUUGAUUAAGAAAAUAGUUUAUUCUGUAUAGUGGAAUAAUAUGGUGGAAUAGAAUAUGGCAAAUACAUUUAAGAUCAUAUAGUGGAAGCGUUAAUUAAUGACUAAGAAUAUAAAUAAAAAAAUUAUGAUAAAGCUAUUGUCAGUUUAUAUGAGAGAUUGGAUAAUCAAUUGAAAAAUCAAUUUAAAGAGAGUACUAGUUAUUAAGGUGUAACUCUAUUAUUAACAUUGAUUACUAAUGAAAAUAUUUAUGUAGCCAAUGCAGGAGUACUUAAUACUUUUUGAUAUCAUAUAGUUAUCUAGAUGUGUAAUUAGAUAUGAAGGAAAGCAUAAAGUAAUGACAGUUGAACAUUAUCCUAUUAAUGAUUUAGAGAAAUAACGUAUUCUUGCUGCUGGAGGUGAAGUUUGGGAAAAUAGAUUAAAUGCUCAUCUUCCAUAUAGUAGAGGUCUUGGAAAUUUUGAAUAUAAAUCCAAUUCCAAUCUAGAUUAAAGCAAAUAACUUCUUAUUUCUGUACCAAGUAUUAAGUAUGUUGACAAAGAAGAUACUGAGUUAAUUUUAAUGGGAAGUCACGGUUAAAAUUAUUCAUGAUGAAUUUUUAGGUUUUUGGGAAACUUGGACUAAUAAUGCCAUAACAGAAAUGAUUCUUGAAAGAAUUUAAUAAGGAAAAGCUUUGUCUGAUAUUUUAGAAACAAUUUGCGAUUCAAUUGUUGCAAAGAAUGUUGAAUCAGAAUAUGGAAAAGAUAACAUUUCUAGUAUUUUAAUUUAUUUCUAAAGAGGAUAAAAAAACAAGUUAUUUGAUCAAUGA